AUGCAGAAAACACAAGGGUAUUGCAGCUACUGCCGUGUGCAGUACCCUAACCUGGAACAGCACUUGCUUAGUGCCCAGCACAGAGACCUGACCAGACAGAGUCGGCGUCGGACGACUGCCGACGACAGUUUGAUGGAACGCUUCAUGCAGGAUGUGCUGGACCACCACCCAGACAACUACCAAGACAACAGCUCUGCACCAAAUGAGGCAGCAGCAGCAGCACCACCACCACCAGAAGCAGCAGCAGCACCAGCAGCAGCUGAGUCACCGGAAGUGAUUGUUUUGGAUGAUUCGGAUGAAAAGGAGGACGACAGUGAAGAGAGCAGCGGAGAGAUGCUCUCCGAGGAUUCGGAAUCUGUGGAAGAGAUAGAGUGUAGGCCUGGCACUUCUCAGGAAUGUGCAGAGGUUCCAGUUCGACCAUCGGUUAUUCAAAGGCUGGAGCGGGGGCAGCAGCAGUCCUUGGAGUUGGCUCGUAGGGUUGAGAGUGGUGUGAAAACAGUAAAUGCAGUUGGUGGUGUUCAGGCUACAGCUAGAGGAGAAGGGUUAGUGCGUCCCCCGGUGAUCUGUAAUGCUCCUGCCAGCUCUUUGCCUAGAGGCUCUGUCGAGAGACCAGUUGCAGCUAACAGUGUUCCCCGGUUAGCACUGGCAGUGGCUUCAGAUUCCUUUCCAGCUUGUGACGCAGAGAACCUUGACACAUACUUUGACCCCCCAGAUCAGGGCUCUAGCAAUUCACAGUCUCGACCCAAAGCAAAAGAUCCAAAAAAGAAACCUUUAAGUAUUAAUUUAGACAAAUUGCUUGCACAGAGAGAUCUCAGAGCUAAGGGUGCGUCUUUUUCCCCUGUUGUACGAGUGCGUGAGCUAACAGGUGCCGAGCUUUGUUCUCUGAGAGUUGAGUCGUCUUCUGAGUCAGGGGCAGGCGCAGUAAGAAACCUCAGUGAGACUGACACACCCUCAGAUGCAGCCCGUGAAGGUGCCAUUCCAAAGCGUCGUGAGGCAUCUCGUUCAAAUGUAGUUCAUCCCCAAGAAGAAGCAACUUGGGUUCUUAACAGGCCAUCACUUCUGAGACAAACGUGCUUGGUGAGUUCUGAAGUGCAGCUCGAUCGUGGCUCUCUUCAGCCAGUACCUGGUCAUUCCCAAGCUGCCGUAAAUGACUUAAGUCAUUUGGAGGAAGAGGAAGAAGAGGAGGAGGAGGAGGAGGAGGAGGAGGAGGUUGACCUAGAGUAUGAGAGCUAUGAGUCUGGAGGUUCUGACAUGAGUUUUGAUUGUGCGUCCUCUUGCCAGUCACCGAGUCUGCUGUCUGAACUGAGCCCUAUAGAAAUAAACGAAUCAGAAGAAGCGCAGGCUGAUGUCCAGCCUAAUGAUGAAACACCUACUGUUUCCGGAGCAACUUCCGGUAAUGGCAGCAGUUCCCGUCAUGGGCAUACCAACCGUUCUCAAGUGAUCACACAGAACACACGGCUCAUCCGUUUGGUUGAUGAAAGCUACGAGUCUAGCGGCUCUGAAGUGAAUUUCGAUGGCGAGGACUCUCUUCCGUCCACCAGUCGCGGUCCCCCACUGCUGGCGGCAGCAAACCUUCCUACACAGAUGGCUGUCCACUUGGUAGACAGCUAUGGAAGCGGCAGCUCUGAACCAUGGGAGGAUUCUGGGUCCUCAGCUGAUGAGAUUCCAGCAGCAGUGGGACAACAACAACCUCUGCAGGCCACCCAUGCACACCUGGUUGAUGAGAACUAUGGGUCAAGUAGCUUCAGUUCUGAUAGUGAUGCGGCUCCCCAAAUGCCUGCUCAAGAAAGAAGCCCGAGAGGCAGAGAUGCCCAACAGCAAGAUGAACGCCAACCCAGCAGUGCUGGUGCACGUCCUGAGCAUGAUGAGCCCCAGAGAGAAGCAGAAGAACUCAGUGUUCCCAGCCAGAGUACCAGCCGUGGAGAUAUGAACUGUGAGUCUCAUGGUCCUGAAAUGGGUUUUCUUGCUGAUGCUCAAUUAGAGGCUGACCAAUCUCCAGUAAACCCUGAGGACAUAGAUGUUGACCUAGAGGAUCAGAGUGUUCACUCUGGCAUUUCUAAUCUAAGUUUUGAUUCCCAUGCUUCUUAUCAGUCAGCUAAUGAUGAACCUCAAGGGGCUUGGGAUGAAGUAAAUCUUGAUGAGUUAAAUGCUGACAUGGACGCUAAGAGCUGUGCCUACUCCAGUUCUGAGUUGACAUUUGAUUCCGAUUCCCCUCUUCUGUCAGCUACUGAGCAUUCUCUGCUGGAUGCUGAAGGACUGAACGAAGAUGACUUUGACCUGGACGAAGAGAGCUGUGUGUCAAGUAGCUCUGACAUAACUUUUGAUUCCGACAUUCCCGAUGACUCAGUAGCUGACCAACUUCGAGUAGCUGUUUAUGAGGAGGAACCUGUUGAUCUGGAAAAUAAGAGUUAUGAAUCUUGUGUUUCUGAAAUAACAUAUGAUUCUGAUAUUCCUCUUCAUUCAGGAAACGAUCACCCUGAAGUAAUCAUUCAGGAAGAAGAAAGCGCUCCCUUAGAAGGGAAGGAUGACAACCCCAGUGGUUCUGAGAUAUGUUUGGAUUCUAAUACUAAUUCUAAUACUAAAAAGACAAAUUCUCCUAAAGAAGAGCAGGUACACAUACAACAAAAGGAAAAUGAGCCUACUGAUUCUGAACUAAGUUUUAAUUGCGAUACUCCUCACUCAAAGCCUGGAUGUUCUGAAGAUCCCAUGACAGUUCGUGUUUCUGAAACAGGACUUGAUUCUCAUACCCCCUUUCAGUCAGUCAUUCGCAAAGGUGAAGUAACUAUCGAAAAUGUAUGCCCUCAGCAAGAGACGCAUGCUCAGUUGCCAAGUCAAAGUGCAGAAUCUCAUUCUGAAAUCAACUCCGCUUCUUCUGCUUCUCAUCCAGUGGCAGAACCUUAUGUAGGGAAGAAAGCCAAGAGAAAGACGAAGCAUCUGGAGGAAGUCAGGAGUGACGAUGAGUACAGCGACUGUCAGCCAGCUACUUGGAAAGGGGACCAUGUUGACUCAAAAGAUGAAAGUACUGAGCCUAGAGGAACUGGAGGAAAUCUCAGUGCUACUGGUUGUCUUGAUCCAGACAUCAGCCAACCUCAGCUAGCUGUGAACGAAAACCAUGUUGAACCGGAAGACACAAACAGCAGACCUGGUGAUUCUGAAGCAGAUGCUGAUUCUGCUGGCCACUUUGACUCACUGUCUCAAGAGGACGAUGUGAUGACAAAGAUGAACGAGUGGAAAGAAGAGGCAAAGGUUCUCGAAAAGAAGAUCAGUGAACUUAUCUAUUCAAAACUAAUACAUGAUUCCACUGCCUCUUUUCCUUCUGCAAUGGAUCAACUUGAACUAGCUCUUAAACAAAUAAAUCUUGAUAGUACCGAUCAAAUGUCCUUGGAAAACAACAGCCAGGAUGCCAGUUCUGCAACAAACUUGGAUUUGGAUGUCUCCGUUCAGUCAAUAGCUGAACCACCGGAAACAGCUGUUUUGGAGCCUGAACACGCUGAACUUGAAGGUAGGAAUCACGGGUCUCGUGAUUCUGAAGUAAGCUGCGAUCCUAACUACUCUGUCCAGCCGGAGGCUGACCAGCACAGUGACAGUCAUGAAAACAGAGGUCAGAUGGAGAAAGAUGACCUGGAAGGUGAGGGGGAUGAAGUGCAGGGUUUUGGAGUCACAAGUGCUUCCAGUGUCCCUCAGUCAUUGGCUGGCCAAACUGAAGUUGAAGUAGUUGAGGAGAUCAGCUGCUGGGAAGACUGCGGUGAUUUGGAAGAUAACACUGUUGAAUCUAGUGAAACAAUAAACUUCCAUCCUGACGAACCGCUCCAGUCUGCGCGCAAUACAGCUCAAGAGUCUGUUCAAGAAAUAAAUUUACUGAGGGGACAAGUUAGUCCGCAUGAUAGUGACUGUGAGCCCUGCGUCUCUGCAGUGGUGCCCAUUUCAAAUGUCAUUUUUUGCUCAGUAAUUCAGAAGCCACGACAUUUGCCUGAAGCGAGCAUUGAUCCCUGUGAUGGUCCUGAAAUGGGUGCUGAUCCCAGUGAUCCUUGUCAGUCAGUAGCAGGCUGUCUUCAAAAACCUGUCCAGGAAAUGAAUCUGAAGGAAGACUGUAUUUACCUGGAAGAUAAGAGCUACAAGCUCGUUGAUUUAGAACCAACUUACUACCCUGAUGAUCCUGUUCAGUGUGUGACAGCUCCAUCUGUGGACAGUGUGUCUGUCAGAGAAGUAGACGUGCAAACAGAGAAUCAGAAUGAUGUAGAAAAUGAGGCCUUUCAGCCAUAUUGUUCUGAAGCAGUGUGCCGUUCCGGUUCUCAUCUGCAGUCCGACGUUGGCCUACCUCCAGUGUUUUGCGGAGAAGCAGACCCCGAGAGGAAUGAGCUUGUCACAGCGGGGUCUAGCGAGCCUGCAGUGCUGUACGACUCUGAUGUGUCUUUUCAGAUAGUAGUUAACCAGCCUCAAACGUCCGACGGAGAAGCAGAAUCCCCACAGGUGGUGCUGUUGAAUGUUGUGCCCAGUGACAGUGAUUGUGACCGGGAAGUCAUUUCUGAUUCAAAUAUUUCUCUUCAGCUAGAAACCAAUGAUACAAAUACAGAUUCUGCUGGGCCUGCAGCAAUGGGAAGGUCCUACUGUAGAUUCUGCCGUUGUUAUUAUGAAGCCUCUCAGUCAGCGACAAAUCAAUCCAAGGAAAGUUUCAGAAUAAUAAAUCGGAACAACGACUACAUUAUUCUGGGAGAUCCCACUUGUCCGUCUUGUGGUCAUGAACUCAGUUUCCCUGCUGAUUCCUCUGAUCAGCCCUCUACCAGCCAGUGCCACGUGUCUGACCGUGUCUGUGCUGCCCCAGAGGAGCAGAGCCCCCAGCCUCACUGCUCUAGCAGAAGCUGCAGUCUGGAAGAUACAACUCGGCCAGUGAUUUGCCAGCCGCAGGAACCAGCCCAAGGCCCCAGUUUUUGGGACGUUCCAAGAAAUGUUGCCUUUCGAGACAGGAGCUGGGCAUCAAGCAGUUUUGCAGCUCGGCAUGCUGCCCGUGCUGUGUCGGUGAUCCGCCCGACCACUGUGAAGCACAUCCCUUUGAAGAUACCAGAUGCAGAUCCAGAACCCGAGCGUCGUCGGGCUGAUGGACCUGAUCCGGACCCUGACCAACCUCAGCCUGCUAAGAAAAGCCGCGACCUUAAGAAGGUAACUUUUGACAUGAGAGUAACCAAGUACGAAUAUCUACCAUAUCCUUGGUACCCAGAAGAGUAUGCGCAAGCGUAUGCAGAAGAGUAUGCACGCGAGUAUGCGCAAGUGUAUGCAGAAGGGUAUGCACGAGAGUAUGCACAAGUGUAUGCACAAGGGUUUGCACAAGGGUAUGCACAAGAGUAUGCUGAGGGGUAUGCACAAAGGUAUGCACAAGCGUAUGCACAAGAGUAUGCACAAAGGUAUGCACAAGCAUAUGCACAAGAGUAUGCACAAGCAUAUGCACAAGCGUAUGCACGAGAGUUUGCACGAGAGUAUGCACAGGGGUUUGCAGGAGGGAAUGCACAGGAGUAUGCACAAGAGCCUGCACAGGCACCUGCAGGAGGGAAUGCUCAGGAGAAUGCAGAAGGGAAUGCACAGGCGCCUCCACAGGAGAAUGCAGAAGGGAAUGCACAGGCGCCUCCACAGGAGAAUGCAGAAGGGAAUGCACAGGCGCCUGCACAGGAACAUGCAGAAGGGAAUGCACAGGCGCCUGCACAGGAACAUGCAGAAGGGAAUGCACAGGAGUAUGCACAGGAACAUGCAGAAGGGAAUGCACAGGAGUAUGCACAGGAACAUGUAGAAGGGAAUGCUCAGGAGUAUGCACAGGAACAUGUAGAAGGGAAUGCUCAGGAGUAUGCACAAGAACAUGCACAAGGGAAUGCACAGGAGCCUGCACAGGAACAUGCACAAGGGAAUGCACAGGAGCCUGCACAGGAACAUGCACAAGGGAAUGCACAGGAGCCUGCACAGGAACAUGCACAAGGGAAUGCAGAGGAGAAUGCACAAGAGUAUGCAGAGGAGCAUGCAGAGGAGCAUGCAGAGGAGCAUGCAAAGGAGCACGCAGAAGGGGAUCCUAAUGAACUGGUUCAUGAAGCCUCACCUCAAGUCCCUCCGCCAUUUGUUGAAGAAACUCAGUCGCAGGUGAGCGGAGAUGAGGCGGAAAUACACACACAGGACUUUCACGGUCAUCUCCACGGUUACUACCACGGUUGCCCCGAGACCGAGAGGGGCGCCGCUUCGGUUCACGCCGCAUCGGUUCACGCCGCAUCUGUGCACAGUGAAGGUGACGCUGGAGACGCCGAGGACAAACCAUCCUGUGCCCCCGCGGAGGGCCGCAGUGUGGCUUCUCAGAACCGGGUGGAAGGAGUCAGGCCUGGAACCCAAGCAAGUCCUGGGAAGAAAAGAAAGAUGGCCGGACAAGAGGGAGAGUUGCCGAGAAAGAAGCAUUUCUACUAUGACAGCCAGAGAAAGGAAAAAGCCCCGAGUGGGAGCAGCGAGUCGCCUGCAGCCCCGACGGCGCCCGUGCAGCCCAAUUCCUUGGUCUGCAUUUUCUCCUCUCUGUGUAUGACGGAAGGUCAGUCUUUGAGCCAACCUAAGGCGAAGCCUGACAGCGACGGGGCCUCGCAAGCCGCUCCCAGCCGUCCACCUACGACAACCGUGAUUAAUGCUCCGCAGAACCCGAUGGGACCGUACGGUGACACAGCUUGGAGAGUUGGCGGGGACCCCGGUCAGAGCGGCGCCAGCGCCAGCACCAGCGCCAGCACCAGCAGGCCGAGCGUGCCUUCGGCAUCCAUCAUGGUAGCGCCCAAGAAAAGAACGAUUCAAAGGUUCCUCGAGGAUCAGUCUGCAUCUGCAGAAAAGCCGGCUACGGGCGCUGCUGAAAUUCCUGAAACUCCCGAUGCUAAUUCCCAGCAGACUCGUUUGAAUCGUGACAGUGCCAAAAUGUUUCUCAAAUCAAUCAAAAAGGAGCUUUUGGACAGUAAAAAUCAAAAGAAAUUUUGGAAAAAGAAGAUGGCAGCUACACAUCUCAAAAUGUGUUUACUCAAAAAUGCUUACAAAACAGUGGUUCUCCGGAAAAAAUCAAAACUAGCUUCAGAAAAACUGGCUAUGUGGAUUCAGCUGAAAGCGAACGAUAUCCUUAGGAAGUACGGUAACAGAGGCCCUGGUGUGCGCAGGAACCGACAGUCAAAGACUGUUCUUAUUCGAAAGCAGCUGAGGAAGAAGAAGAUGGUCGCCAGGAAGAUAAAGGAGGUCAAGAAAGCAGCCGAAGAAGCGCGCUCCCGGCUGAGCCUCUCCAUCAGCCCGGCCGUGCCUGAAGAGCCCCAGCCAAGCACCGCUGCAGGGCCCGCUGAGCUGCCUGCCAGUCUUCCCGAGGCUGCAGGAAGAAGGCGCUACCGGAAAAAGUACUACCGCAGAAAGAAGCUUCUUCCUGUGAGAGAGUAUGACCUGAGAAGCUCAAGUUCCGCCUCCUGCUCCGACAGGAUGGUGACGCGGCUUGCAAGCAAGUCGAAGCAGUGAGGCCAAGUGAAAGCGUAGCCGAGCGACAUCAGUCCUUCACUGGACGGAACACCUUUGGACUCCUGACCUUACACUAUUUUGCUACAGAUAUUAUUUUUCAGAGAUUUUAUAUUCAUUUAAAAUUAGUGUUUAGGGUCCUUUUUUUUUCUUUUAAAGAUUUAAAAGCAAACUUUGUCCCGUUUCUGUGGAAGAACUUCACCUUAAUUUGUCUUAUAAUUUAGCACAGUAGAUAGAAUUUUUUCUCUUAACUCAUGUUCAUAUUCAUCUCCUCUGAAAACCUUUCGUGCCAAAAAGUUAUAACACUGCAAGAAUGGACACAGCAAACUUAUCAACGCCACCUUUAAACAAAUGGACAGAUAUCUUCUUAGUCACCAUGCUUCCAAGUCGAAUCAUCACAAGGAUUCGGACUGGAUAAAUCAAACAAUGACACUGUGCUUUCUCAAGUUUUGAAUGUGAUUGACUUGAAUGAUCACAAAAAUAUAUUUUUUCUUCUAAAGGCAUUCCAUGAAAUAAUUAUUUCAUCCAGUUUUUAAGUGCCUGGUGAU
Microtus oregoni (creeping vole) is the source of this 8042-nucleotide messenger RNA. RefSeq names its product zinc finger DBF-type containing 2 (gene Zdbf2). Gene Ontology annotation, biological process: genomic imprinting; epigenetic programming of gene expression. The transcript is spliced from 3 exons. Gene Ontology annotation, molecular function: nucleic acid binding; zinc ion binding. Bases 1 to 7497 code for a protein of 2498 amino acids. NCBI's taxonomy places the organism in Eukaryota, Metazoa, Chordata, Mammalia, Rodentia, Cricetidae. The record is from RefSeq and is a predicted model, not a curated record.